AUUGACGAACACUUAAGGGACUUCAGUCUUGUCAUUGGUGAUGGCGUGUUGCCUUUCCCACGACUCCCGCUCCCCUCCCCUCGAGUGGACAUUGGCAGUCAAAGUAGAGGCGUCACCUCGACCAACCUUGGUGCAGGGAAGUCUCGUGUGAAGCUGUACGUGGGUGGUUUGAGGUUGGACCACACGGAGGCUCAGUUGAGACAAUACUUUGCUCGCUACGGUGCCCUCACCGAGUGCUACGUUGCGCGCGACUUCAAGACUAAGGCGUCGAGGUGCUACGCUUUUGUAACCUUUCGAGAGGAGGCGCACGCCUCUCGCGCACUGGCUGACUGUCCACACUUUAUCGAAGGUGAUCCUGUGAGUGUGAGGCCCUUCAAUUUAAAGACGAAGGAGAAGAUGGUCAUCCCCUCUGCUGUGGACAAGGACGCGACGAAGGUGGAAAACGCAGGCGAGGGAGGAGCUGCUGCAGGUGGUAGACCAAAAGUGCAUGAAUUGUGUCUACGCGUUGCUAGGCUGGAAUUGUCAACCACGCAGCAGGACCUAAGCGACUACUUCUCUCAGUACGGCCCAAUCGCAAGCGUGAACCUAACACCGGGCGUUGGUGGUAAGGUGCCGGGGGGCACCGCUUUGGUGCACAUGAGGACACCACAAGGAGUGGAGGCUGUUCUCAGGGCUUGCCCUCACCAGCUGUGUGGAAAGGAGAUUUUUGUGACACCUGCGUUUUCGCGGACCUCGAGGAGGGUAUCGUCUCGCCGUGGCAAAGAAACGGGACAUCGGGUGGUUGUUCAUGAUCUCCCACUUCAGGCAAGUGCGGAGCGCAUUAAAUCAGUGUUUGAUCGAUUCGGUAAAGUCGAAUGUUUGACGGUGAAUAAAGCAGCGCGGAAGGCUUUCGUCCACUACGCCUCCAUGGAGGCGGUGAAGAGGGUGAUGGCGGCGACUCCUCUACGCCUCGAGGAUGUGGACCUUCGCGUCUCUUUGACAGAUGUGCUUGAUUGGACGUUGUGA
This is a messenger RNA of Hydatigera taeniaeformis, 1005 nucleotides long. The record is from the annotation of a GenBank genome assembly. NCBI's taxonomy places the organism in Eukaryota, Metazoa, Platyhelminthes, Cestoda, Cyclophyllidea, Taeniidae.